Eruca vesicaria subsp. sativa (arugula) is the source of this 1218-nucleotide messenger RNA. Lineage: Eukaryota; Viridiplantae; Streptophyta; Magnoliopsida; Brassicales; Brassicaceae. The record is from the annotation of a GenBank genome assembly.
AUGGCUUGCGACGAUCAAAGCCGGCGGUUUUUCGUGGCGGUUCACGUCGGUGCCGGAUACCACGCGGCGUCUAACGAGAAAGCUCUAAGAUCCGUCAUCAGACGUGCUUGCUUAGCCGCCUCCACUAUACUUCGCCAGGAUUGUGGUGGGUGCAUAGAUGCUGUUUCAGCCGCCAUUCAAGUCCUCGAGGAUGAUCCGAGCACAAAUGCUGGUAGAGGCUCUAAUCUGACAGAAGAUGGUCAUGUGGAAUGUGAUGCUAGUCUCAUGGAUGGUCAUUCUGGUAUCUUUGGUGCUGUUGGUGCUGUUCCAGGUGUCAGAAAUGCCAUCAAGAUUGCUGCUUUGUUGGUGAAGGAGCAGAUGAGUGGCUCAAGCUUAUUAGGCCGUAUUCCUCCUAUGAUGUUGGUUGGUGAAGGAGCUCGACGUUGGGCCCAAUCCAAACAUGUUGUCUUGCCUGAAACGGUCACAGAAGCUGACCAGUGGCUGGUUACAGAGAGAGCAAGAAAUCAGUGGAGAAAGUUUAAGAAUAUGCUUUCAGCGGUAGAGGCAAAGAAUAACCUUUCUUCUGGAGAACGACGAAGAGAAACUGAGAAGAAUGGAACUUGUGAGGAAAGACCUUUACCGUGCGCAGCAGUAGAUGAAGAUAAGAUCAUGGAUACUGUUGGCGUUAUUUGUGUUGAUAGUGAAGGACGUAUUGCUUGUGGAUCCUCAAGUGGUGGUAUUGCAAUGAAGAUUAGUGGGCGCGUAGGUCUAGCAGCAACUUACGGUUCUGGUUGUUGGGCAUCCUCUAAAGGACUCUUUGGAGCUCCAUUUAUAGUUGGUUGUUGUGUGUCUGGAGCUGGAGAGUAUCUUAUGAGAGGAUUUGCGGCUAGGGAAUGUUGUACUUCGUUAUCACUUUCACAGGCUGGUCCAGCAUCUGCCGCCAUGAAGGUUUUACGUUCUGUCAUGCAGCAAGAGGGCUCAGAGAGUGGAGUUACUGACAAAACUGGUGGAAUUCUAGUAGUUCAAGCAGAUACUUCUGUAGCUGUCCCUGGAGAUAGGCCGGAGCUAAAUUCUGUGGAGAUAGCUGCUGCGUACUCGUCACUGUCUUUUGGCAUAGGAUACUAUGGGAACUCGACAACUAAGCCAAAGAUUUCGAUUCUCAGGAAGAAGAGAGGGGAGAAUGAAGGUGGAAUAGAUCAUUUUGAAGCCGGGAUUGAUCUCCGUACAAGCUGUUUCUGA